AUGUUAUACUGUCUCUGGAAGAUUGGGUUUUACGGAGAAGAAGACGACGAGGACCUGGUUUUGUUGGUAUUCCAGGCAUAUCUCAACGUGACACGGUUGCUUCAGAGGGAGUACAUGCUAGAACCGGCGGGAAGCCAUGGAGUGUGGGGGUUGGACGACUAUUCGUUCCUUCCGUUUCUAUGGGGUAGCUCGCAGCUGGAAGACUCCAAGAGAAUCCCACCAUCCGUGAUCUCAGAUGACGCGAUGUUGGCCGAGCACAGGGAAGAGUAUUUGUACUGGGAUGCCAUUGUGCUCAUCAAAGGAAAGGACGCUAGAGUAGAGCAGGCAGCAGACGACGAGGAUGGAGAGCGUGCGGCGCACGAUGGCGCGUCGCAGCUUAGUGAAACAUCGAGGUCGAGGCCGCACGCAUGUCCCACGGCGACGCACGCUGGUGCCAAGCCUGCGUCCAGCGUAGUAGCCUCGUGCAGAAACCGGCGCGCGACCUCGGUCUUGCCGCACGCGAAGUAG
Molecule: messenger RNA, 507 nt
Organism: Chondrus crispus (carragheen)
Lineage: Eukaryota; Rhodophyta; Florideophyceae; Gigartinales; Gigartinaceae
Exons: 1
Coding region: 1-507 (168 amino acids)
Biological process (GO): mitotic spindle organization
Cellular component (GO): cytoplasm; protein phosphatase type 2A complex; nucleus
Molecular function (GO): protein tyrosine phosphatase activator activity; peptidyl-prolyl cis-trans isomerase activity
Source: RefSeq, a predicted model, not a curated record